Chenopodium quinoa (quinoa) is the source of this 1593-nucleotide messenger RNA. Its product is annotated as GDSL esterase/lipase At4g18970-like. NCBI's taxonomy places the organism in Eukaryota, Viridiplantae, Streptophyta, Magnoliopsida, Caryophyllales, Amaranthaceae. Gene Ontology annotation, molecular function: hydrolase activity, acting on ester bonds. The record is from RefSeq and is a predicted model, not a curated record. The transcript has 5 exons. Bases 197 to 1240 code for a protein of 347 amino acids.
UGGGUCCAUCAAAGGAACGUAAAAAUGUAAUGAUUGUUAGACUUUUUUAUUUUAUAUUUUUCUUUUUUGUAAUUUUAUAUUAAAGUAUCCAACUAUAAAUAACAUAACUUGAUCAAUAACUAUCUUAUAAUGCAAUAUCACAAAAGUUCGAAGGUAAUUCAAUAAUUCAUUACCAAUAACCAAAAAUACAAAUAGAAUGUUGCGAAUUCGAGCAAUUUUUUUCGUUUUUGUUUUGAUUAGCUCUAAUUUUGUUAAUGGCGAUCCGGAGGUGCCAUGUUACUUCAUCUUUGGAGAUUCGCUAUCAGAUGCUGGCAACAAUAAUGCCCUAAAUACCAUGGCUAAAGCUAAUUACUCUCCGUAUGGUGUCGAUUUUCCUGGCCGAGUUCCCACCGGAAGGUUCACUAAUGGACGUACCAUUGCAGAUUUCAUCACUCAAUUCUUGGGAUUUGAAGAGUUUAUACAGCCAUAUAGUGCUCAAAUUGGUCAAGAUGCAUUGAGAGGCGUCAAUUACGCAUCUGGUGCUUCAGGAAUUCUCCCAGAAACUGGAUCAAAUUUGGGUGAACGAAUUUGGUUGGAUCAGCAAUUACAGAAUUACAACGUCACAAUCUCACAGCUUCAAUCGAUGGUUAAGGGACCAGUUGCUAACUACUUAAACAAGUGUUUGUACACUGUUAAUAUUGGUAGCAAUGACUACAUUAAUAACUACUUCCUCCCACAACAAUUUCCUAGUAGCAAACUCUUCACCAAGGACGAAUAUGCAACACUACUCAUAUCUCGAUAUCAAGCUCGAUUACUGGCACUAUAUGAUUCUGGUGCAAGGAAGAUAGCGGUUUUUGGAUUAGCUCGAAUAGGUUGCACUCCAGCUGAAAAGGCUAGAUUCAAUUCAACAAAUUGUGUUGAUGAAAUCAACAAAGCAGUGGAACUUUUCAAUACAAAGCUUGUUUCAGUAGUCGAUGAUUUUAAUUCAAAGCUCCCUGAGGCCAAAUUUACCUUCAUUAAUCUCUUUGCCAUGCAAUCUUCGACUUCGUUCCCUUUUGGGUUUAUAAUGGAUUCAUAUUGUUGCAAAUUAAGAAGUGAUUUCAUGUGUGAGCCGCUUUCUCCACCUUGUCGUAGUAGGCUCCUUCACGGAUACAUGGAUGGAUUUCAUCCAUCUGAAUUUGUGAAUCAAGUAGCAGCAACAAUUGCAUACAACGACCCGUUCUUGUUUGUCCAUCCGAUGAGCAUUAGGCAAUUAAUUUGAAGUUAGCCUGAUUUUAUACACAAUACUAAAAGCAUACCUCGGCCGGACGGCCGAAAUACAACAUACAACAUAGGAUGGAUACUUACACGAAGUAUGUAUCUAUAUAUAAUUUGGGUUGGUUAAGAUGAAUGUUCCAAAUGUACUCGAUCGACCCUUUAUGGGUUCACCAAACUAGUUUUCAGUAGGCCAAGGUCUUUGAAAGUAGAAGAAACAAAGGGUGUGUAAAUUUUAGAUGCAUUUUGUAGUUUUUAUAUUUACAUACAUUCUUAAUUUGUCAGUUUCAAUUAAAAUUAUUUGUAUUGCAUUUAAAUAAGAGUAUUGCCUUAAGACAGUGGCGGAGCCAGAAAUUUUAA